AUGGCGACGGAGUUUUAUAGAAGGAGUAAACCAAACAUGUAUGCAUUGCUUAAUAAUGAGGUCAUCUUCUCUGAUUCGGAAAUUCGCCACGAGGAGCUGCAAUUGCGAAUGAAGGAACGAUCGAAAACCAUCAAGAAGGUGAGCAGAAUGAUCGGGAAGUAUGAGGUGGGGCGAACUAUUGGCGAAGGCACGUUCGCCAAGGUCAAGUUCGCGAGAAACUCCGAAACCGGGGACAGCGUGGCCAUUAAAGUAAUGGCUAAGACCACUAUUCUCCAGCACAGAAUGGUUGAGCAGAUUAAAAGAGAGAUAUCCAUUAUGAAGAUUGUCAGGCAUCCUAAUAUAGUUAGAUUGCACGAGGUUUUGGCUAGCCGAACCAAGAUCUACAUAAUCCUUGAAUUUGUAAUGGGAGGGGAACUAUAUGACAAAAUUGUUCAGCAGGGAAAGCUUUCUGAAAAUGAAUCUAGGCGCUACUUUCAACAACUUAUAGAUGCGGUUGAUCAUUGUCAUAAGAAGAGUGUGUACCAUAGAGACUUGAAGCCUGAAAACCUUCUUCUUGAUGCUUAUGGAAAUUUGAAAGUUUCUGACUUUGGAUUGAGUGCAUUGACUAAACAGGGUGUUAGCCUUCUUCACACCACUUGUGGGACUCCAAAUUAUGUUGCCCCUGAGGUGCUCAGCAGUCAAGGAUAUAAUGGUGCAGCAGCUGAUGUUUGGUCCUGUGGGGUUAUCCUAUAUGUUCUAAUGGCGGGAUAUCUCCCUUUUGAGGAGGCAGACCUUCCAACACUGUACAGAAGGAUCAAUGCUGCGGAAUAUGUUUGCCCGUACUGGUUUUCUGAGGACACAAAGUCAUUCAUACAUAAAAUUCUAGAUCCUAAUCCUAAAACACGGGUGAAAAUUGAAGAAAUAAGGAAAGAUCCAUGGUUCCAGAAAAACUAUGUUCCUGUCAAACUCGGGGAAGAUGUGCAAGUGAAUUUGGAUGAUGUUCGGGCUGUUUUUGAUGAUAUUGAGGAUCAAUAUGUUGCUGAGCGGUCUGAAAUUACUGAUGGAGGUCCUUUGAUAAUGAAUGCAUUUGAGAUGAUUGCCUUAUCACAAGGGUUGAAUCUGUCGCCACUGUUUGAUAGGCAUCAGGAUUAUGUAAAGCGGCAAACUCGAUUUGUCUCCCGGAAACCAGCACAAGUUAUAAUUUCUUCUGUUGAAGCUAUUGCAGAGUCAAUGGGACUUAAGGUCCAUUCUCGCAAUUACAAGGUGAGGCUUGAAGGUGUUUCUGCAAACAAGGUUGGGCAAUUUGCCGUGGUCUUGGAGGUGUUUGAAGUCGCACCAUCCCUUUUCAUGGUUGAUGUUCGGAAGGCAGCUGGGGAUACUUUUGACUACCACAAGUUUUACAAGAAUUUUUGUACCAAACUCGGAAGCAUUAUUUGGAGAUCGGCAGGGAGCAUGUCAAAUUCUAAUAUGCUUAAGCAUAUGACUGUAUAA
Messenger RNA from Sphenostylis stenocarpa, 1470 nucleotides. NCBI's taxonomy places the organism in Eukaryota, Viridiplantae, Streptophyta, Magnoliopsida, Fabales, Fabaceae. The record is from the annotation of a GenBank genome assembly.